CCUCCAGCCCCUGGAGCCACUCAUCCUCGUCCCAUCGAUCUACGCGGAGGUGUGAUUAACCUCCUGGUCUGAAUUGUGGGUACUCCGCCCCCCAGUCCCCCGUACCAGACUCGCAAUCCCCGCCCGUCUGGCAGUUGACGUCACGGCGGUCCCCAACCUCUGGGAGCUCCAGCUCCUCCCCACGGCCAGACAGCUAAGCUCCAGCUAACAGCUCCAGCAUCCUUCCAGCUCCCACCCCCAGCCACCAUGGCUAACGAACGCGUGAACGUCCACAUCCCCUCCCACCCCGCAGUGCUCGAUAGCGUGCGCCUGCGCAACAUCCAGCUGCCUCUACCGGCCGCCCCGGACCCGUGGCACCGGCCGGGCAAAUCGCAGCCCUGCACCGCCUCGCUGAAGCUCUCUUACUCCUCCGCCGUGGCCGCCGCCAAUGCCGACGAUGUCUCGCUCUCCCUGGACUACGGCAAGCUGUACCGCCGCCUCGAGGAAGACAUCCACAACCUGGGCAAGCACCCCGAGCACCCGGGCCACCGCAUGGUCAGCGUCGACGGCAGCCGACGCGACGAGAUGCUGGGAAGCGAUGUCGGACAGGACGUGCGACUGACGGCCGGCAUUGUCGCCAACUGUGGCCUGGGACUGCUUGAUGAGACGGCCGCCGGGGUGCGGCGGAUGUCGCAUAUGCACAACUCCCAGCGGCGGAGCAGUGGCUCGAUGGGUUCCCAGGUCCAGGCUCAGGCGGCGCUCUUCGGCCCCUCGUCGACCUCCCCCAUCGACGGGGUCUUCGGGCAAUGUGAGGUCUCCCUGUACCUCCCCAAGGCGUUGCUCCGGGCGGAGGAAGGGCUCAAGUACCGCAGUGUGACGGUGUGGGGAUACCGCCAGGGACCCGACGCGGCGUUGGAAGACCCGGCCAAGUCGGAGCGGUGCCCCGUGGUGCUGGAGGAGGAGUUCCGGAUCGAUGGCAUUCGAUGCUACUGCAUCCUGGGGGUGAACUCACACGAGCGGGUGGAAAAGCAGGCUGUUAUCAUAUCGCUGGAGUUCAAGGGGCCCGGGCAGCUGCCGUGGGGGUCGACGGUGGUGGACACGUAUCAGGCGAUGACACGGGCGGUUGCUGAGCGGGUCGAGGGAACCGCGUUCCAGACGGUGGAGGCCCUGGCGACGUUUGUGGCACGCAUUGUGACGGUGGAGUUUGGCAACGAACGGGUGACGGUGCGGGUCGAGAAGCCCAGCGCGCUGGCAUUUGUGGAGGGAUCGGGGGUGGAAGUCACCCGGUCACAGGCGUUUUUCGAGGGCAGAGAUGCAUGAUGUUGAGGUGGAGGCAUAGGGAUAGGGCAUCAUCGGUCUUUAGGGGUUUAGGUACUAGUCUACUCGGUACACUGCACACUGCAACUGCACACUGUGGUCCGUACACAUUACUUUAUCCCUCCGUACUGGCACGGGUCUCACCACGUCACUGUGCCCCUCUACACCCUGC
Molecule: messenger RNA, 1468 nt
Organism: Aspergillus heteromorphus CBS 117.55
Lineage: Eukaryota; Fungi; Ascomycota; Eurotiomycetes; Eurotiales; Aspergillaceae
Product: dihydroneopterin aldolase
Exons: 2
Coding region: 247-1299 (350 amino acids)
Biological process (GO): folic acid-containing compound metabolic process
Cellular component (GO): cytoplasm
Molecular function (GO): dihydroneopterin aldolase activity
Source: RefSeq, a predicted model, not a curated record